AUGGCUGCCAAUGCCUUAGACGAGCAAGGUUACCAAGUUCCCCUGACAGUUUUGGUUGAUAAAGAAAGAAACAGAGUUGUGUAUGCUGAGUCAGGUAAUGAUUUUGUUGAUGUUCUCUUAAGCUUUUUAACAUUGCCUUUAGGGACUAUUGCUAGACUCGUGGCUGUGGAGUCCAAUAUUGAAGCCGUCGAAUUUGGAAGUUUGAGCAAACUGUAUCAAAGUGUGUCAGAACUUGAUGAAAAAUGUCUAUGGAAUCAAACCUGCAAACAAAUGCUGCUUAAGCCCAGGAACUCAAUGGAGGCUUAUUGUAAGAAGAUGAAACUGAACAUUGACGAAACAGCAAGAUUGAUGUUCUUUUAUUGCAAGGACGAUAAUUGCACAGGAAAAAAUGGAUUACAUGCGAGUACCCUGAGGGAUCAAAGAUGCAUUUGUGGAAAGAUGUUGAAUGUAGAAGUCACAUUAGAUUCCCCUGCAGAGAAUGGUUUUGUUAAGGAAACUUGUACUUUUAUUAUUUCUGAUGAUCUUUGUGUAAUGCCUAAUAUUCUUGGAACAAGUUUAAAUAUCUUCCAAAAGCUUGGAAUCAAUGACAUUGAUGUUAUUGAUAAACAAACCGUUCAUUUCAGCAAGAGCGAGGUAAUUGAUCUUCUCAAACUCUCUUUGACAUCAAAGACUCCUCUGUCCGAUGUCAUCUUUAAAAAGGAUAAGUUUGUUGGUAAUUUAGAUCCAAGGAACCGAUUGGAAUUUUGGACUGGAGAGGUAGAUGAACAGCGUAAUGAAUCUAAUAAGAUGUCUGUGAAGAUAUUACCCAUUGAUGUGGAGUCAUCUGCCUAUUCCAUUUCUAAUAAAGAUGUGAAACUUGUUAACCCCAAAUCCCCUAGUUCAGGAGGAUUUGUAAAUGGACCAAUGUCGUUCAUGGUGACAGACGACUUAGUUGUGAGCCCAAUGUCAUCGAUUUCUGGUCUUGAGUAUUUAAAAAGAAUGAAGGUUCCUCUGAAUGACGUGGAAGAAAGGGUUAUCAGUAUUGGUUUGAAAGAGGGUCUCAGCAUACUAAAAGCUUCAUUGACCUCAACAUCUUCCUUCACAAAUGGUCUCAGCUUCUUCGUUACACAGCAGUUCUCACUUGAAAAAUUUUAA
Molecule: messenger RNA, 1134 nt
Organism: Lathyrus oleraceus (garden pea)
Lineage: Eukaryota; Viridiplantae; Streptophyta; Magnoliopsida; Fabales; Fabaceae
Exons: 4
Coding region: 1-1134 (377 amino acids)
Source: RefSeq, a predicted model, not a curated record